AUGGUGAGUGAUCUAGCUGAGAUCUCUUAUGAAGCUUUAGAGGAGAUAAAUGAGAAUAAUCUGAGCAUGGUGAGUGAUCUAGCUGAGAUCUCUUAUGAAGCUUUAGAGGAGAUAAAUGAGAAUAAUCUGAGCAUGGUGAGUGAUCUAGCUGAGAUCUCUUAUGAAGCUUUAGAGGAGAUAAAUGAGAAUAAUCUGAGCAUGGUGAGUGAUCUAGCUGAGAUCUCUUAUGAAGCUUUAGAGGAGAUAAAUGAGAAUAAUCUGAGCAUGGUGAGUGAUCUAGCUGAGAUCUCUUAUGAAGCUUUAGAGGAGAUAAAUGUGAGAAUGGGUGGAUCUAUGGGUAGGCAGAUUGACAGCUUGCUUGUCAGAACCUGGCAGUGCUUAGGUUUGGAGAAGGUGGGCCGUGACUCCAGUUAUGAGCAGGAAGGGAAGGUGCAGUUUGUGAUGGAUGCAGUUUAUGCGAUGGCACACGCUCUGCAUCGCAUGCAUAAGGACUACUGCUUCGGCUAUCCGGGCCUGUGUCCCCGCAUGAGCAAUAUCAAUGGAAAAGAGCUUCUGGGAUACAUCAGAAGCGUUAACUUUAAUGGAAGUGCCGGGACUCCGGUGAUCUUCAAUCAGAACGGGGAUGCACCUGGACGAUACGACAUAUUUCAGUAUCAGAUAACCAACAAAUCAACGGCUGAGUAUAAAGUGAUCGGCCAAUGGACCAACAAACUUCAUCUCAAUGUGGAAGCCAUGCGCUGGCAGAAAGGUGAAAACACGUUUCCAGUCUCCGUGUGUAGCGUUCCUUGCCGAAUGGGUGAAAGGAAGAAGAUAGUGAAGGGCGUUCCCUGCUGCUGGCACUGUGAGCGAUGUGAAGGAUACCACUUCCAGGCCAGCGAGUUCAGCUGCGAGCUGUGUCCAUACGAGCAGCGCCCCGACCGCAAUCGUACCGGCUGCGUCCCGAUUCCCAUCAUCAAACUGGAGUGGCACUCGGCUUGGGCGGCCGUGCCCAUGUUCAUCGCCGUCCUGGGCAUCUUGGCCACUAGUUUUGUGGUGGUCACCUUCGUACGCUACAACGACACACCCAUCGUGCGCGCUUCUGGCCGAGAGAUGAGCUACGUGCUGCUGACGGGCAUUUUUUUGUGUUACGCCAUCACCUUCUUGAUGAUCUCCACCCCGAGUUUGGCUGUUUGCUCGUUUCGCCGUGUGUUCCUUGGUUUGGGCAUGUGCUUCAGCUAUGCCGCCUUGCUGACCAAGACCAAUCGCAUCCAUCGAAUCUUCGAGCAGGGCAAGAAGUCCGUGGCUGCCCCGCGCUUCAUAAGCCCCGCCUCUCAGCUGGUCAUUACCUUCAGUCUGAUCUCGGUGCAGCUGCUCGGCGUGUUUAUGUGGUUUGCCGUGGACCCGCCUCACACGGUGGUGGACUACGGCGAGCAACGCACAUCUGACCCGGUGAAGGCCCGCGGGGUUCUCAAGUGUGACAUCUCGGAUCUGUCGCUCAUCUGUUCGCUGGGCUACAGCAUCCUUUUGAUGGUCACAUGCACUGUUUAUGCCAUCAAGACCAGGGGUGUGCCGGAGACUUUCAAUGAGGCUAAGCCGAUUGGAUUUACUAUGUACACUACCUGCAUCAUCUGGUUGGCAUUUAUACCAAUCUUCUUUGGAACGGCACAGUCGGCAGAGAGGAUGUAUAUCCAGACCAGCACGCUCACUAUCUCUCUCAGUCUCAGUGCGUCUGUAUCUCUGGGGAUGCUCUACAUGCCCAAGGUCUACAUCAUCAUCUUCCACCCGGAGCAGAACGUCCCCAAACGCAAGCGCAGCUUCAAAGCUAUCGUCACUGCCGCCACCAUGUCAGGAAAACUCGUCACAAAAGGAGGCGACCGACCCAACGGAGAGGUUAAAACUGAACUCUGUGAGAGCAUGGAGACCAAUACGUCCUCCACCAAGACGACAUACGUCAGCUACAGCAAUCAUGCCAUCUGAAAAGAGCCACAGUCUUUGGACAAGUCUAAACCAGGACAGCCGACAGGGCAAAUGGACCUUACACAGGCAUAUAAGCAUGAGAUUUUUUUAUCGUUCUGCAUCAAACAGAAACCUGCGGCAUCCAGGGAGAGAAACGUAUUUACGGGAUAGACUGCUGUCCCGUGCCGAAGAGCUAGCGGUCCUGCCGUAAAUCAGCACCAUAACACUCAGAAAUGGCAACAAAAACCCGAUGCCGCCGGCUCACAGUCAUGACAAGCAAAAAAAUCAAUACCCCUGUGAAAAAAUGGUGUAAACAUUCUGCAGAUGGCAAAUGCAUUCACAGUAAACUUUGGAUAUGUGGAUGUUAAAAGAAGAUAUAUUAAAACUACCAGAGUCGAAUAUGUUUGUUGUUAAGCUACUUGUAUUUUUGUGGUCGUGCAGAAGUUUUUCAUUCUUGUCUCACUUUGUCAGAAUCCUGCAUUCUAAGAUGACUUGUCUUGUAUUGGCUGACUGAGAUGUAAUACUGGGGUUGUGAAGCUGUAAAAUGCCAUGGUUGAAGCAUGCUAGUUUUUAUACUAAAAAAAAGAUUUAUUUAUAAUAAA
Molecule: messenger RNA, 2537 nt
Organism: Paramisgurnus dabryanus
Lineage: Eukaryota; Metazoa; Chordata; Actinopteri; Cypriniformes; Cobitidae
Source: RefSeq, a predicted model, not a curated record